Molecule: messenger RNA, 495 nt
Organism: Sparassis crispa
Lineage: Eukaryota; Fungi; Basidiomycota; Agaricomycetes; Polyporales; Sparassidaceae
Exons: 1
Coding region: 1-495 (164 amino acids)
Source: RefSeq, a predicted model, not a curated record
AUGACUGAAGUUUGCAUUGCUCUUUACAAGAGUGGACAGAAGGGCAGGUACCACUGGGCAUUGGUGUUACCCUCCGGUAAUGCUACUACCAUCGGAAACAAUGCCGACGUAUUCCAGAUUCGCUUGAACGAGUCUUGGGUACCUAGCCACCAACGUGUCACCCUGACAUCGAGCAUUUCCUUCUUGUGCUGCAUUCGUCUGCCUCCUGCUGUCGGCACCAACGACGAGCUCAAGGGAAUCAUCGCCUCCUUCGAUGCCAGUCAGGGCGACACCAAGCUGUUGUUCACCCACACCAGCUGGACAUGCGCCCAGUGGGUCAUCCGCUCCUUGGGAGCCUUGGUAGAGGGUCGUCGUAUGGAUGGAGCUGUGACCGCGUCGGGAAAGGAGAUGUUCUACGCAAGGAUCAAUGCCAUCGGUAGCAAGGUGGAGGAAGGUUCGAUUGCGGGCCAAGUUGUGUACGGUGUUCGCGUGGUUUCUUGGGAUGUAAACAUGUAA